UGAGCGCAGAGCUGGGGGCUUCCAGGAGAUGGGAAGCCGCUCAGAAGGCCCAGAGCGUGAGCAGGACGGCAUGCAUCACGGAGCUUGUGGCGCGGACUGUGGUUGGUAGACGCAGAGGACCUAAGGCUGGGAGCUAGUGGUGGUCAGCAUAGCCCUCUGUGGUCUGCAGAGCCUGCUGGUGCUGUAUGUGAGGACAGCUCUGCAGGGUCCAGUGGUCCAUCUCCCAUGUCUGAAGCUAUUUCCUGUGGAGAGUUCUAGAGCUCCCUUCUGCUUCCACGUGGAUUCCAGGUGCCCCGCACCUACCUGAAGGGCAUGGGAGCCCCACGUGUUCCCAGAAGGACGGUGCUCUUUCAGCGGGAGAGGACAGGCCUGACCUACCGUGUGCCUGCGUUGCUCUGUGUGCCUCCCAGGCCGACAUUGCUGGCUUUCGCCGAACAGCGACUUAGCCCCGAUGACUCCCAUGCUCACCGCCUGGUGCUGCGGAGGGGCACACUGGCCAGGGGCUCAGUGAGGUGGGGCACCCUGACUGUGCUGGAGACUGCGGUGCUGGAGGAGCACAGGUCCAUGAACCCUUGCCCGGUACUGGACGAACACUCCGGGACCAUCUUUCUCUUCUUCAUUGCCGUGCUGGGCCACACGCCAGAGGCCGUGCAGAUUGCCACUGGCAAGAACGCUGCUCGACUCUGCUGUGUGACCAGCUGUGACGCAGGCCUGACCUGGGGUAGUGUGCGAGACCUUACUGAGGAGGCCAUUGGUGCAGCAUUGCAGGACUGGGCCACCUUUGCUGUGGGUCCAGGCCACGGAGUCCAGCUGCGCUCAGGUCGCCUGCUUGUUCCUGCUUACACCUAUCACGUGGACCGUCGGGAGUGUUUUGGCAGGAUCUGCUGGACCAGUCCCCACUCCCUGGCUUUUUACAGUGAUGACCACGGGAUCUCCUGGCACUGUGGAGGCCUUGUGCCCAACCUGCGCUCUGGAGAGUGCCAAUUGGCUGCGGUGGAUGGAGACUUCCUCUACUGCAAUGCCAGGAGCCCUCUAGGAAACCGGGUGCAGGCACUGAGCGCUGAUGAAGGAACCUCUUUCCUACCAGGGGAGCUGGUGCCUACACUGGCUGAAACUGCCCGUGGUUGCCAGGGUAGCAUUGUGGGCUUCCCAGCCCCACCCUCCAGCAGGCCUCAGGAGGACCGGUGGCCAGUGGGUCUUGGGAAAACCCCACAGUCCCCAUCCUUCUAUCUUAGAGCACAGGAGUCUUCAGGGGAAGGUGUUGGGGUUUCUGUUGAGGGUUGGGUUCCCAGAGGGCCAUUCGGCUACCCACAGUCUUGGGGCCCAGUGAAACACGGCCGAGAACGUGGGUCAGGUGGAGAUAAGACAUCCUGGACCCCAGAACUCCCCAUGUCCUCUGCUUCCCCGCUUCAGAGUCCCACAUGGCUGCUGUAUUCCCACCCAUCAGGGCGUAGAGCUCGGCUCCACAUGGGAAUUUACCUGAGCCGGUCCCCCUUGGAUCCCCAUAGCUGGUCAGAGCCCUGGGUGAUCUAUGAGGGCCCCAGUGGCUACUCUGACCUGGCGUUCCUUGGGCCUGUGCCUGGGGCAUCCCUGGCCUUUGCCUGUUUGUUUGAGAGUGGGUCGAGGGCCUCCUACGAAGAUAUCUCUUUUUGUUUGUUCUCAUUGGGUGAUGUUCUGGAGAAUGUGCCCACUGGCCUAGAGAGACACAAUUUGAGGGACAAGCCUCAGGGGCAUUGCUGGCCCUCUUGAGGGCCUGGCCCUCGGGCAGGUUCCUGGGGAGGAAGUGUAAAGUGUAUAGAGGAAGCCAGGGGCAGGUCAGCAUGACCCUGGGAUGGACAGUCUCUUCCUCACUGCUGCUGGGGGCCGAGUCACUGGGGAGCUGGCUGCAGUCUGUGAGUGAGAAAUAAAAGGAUUGUGCUGUG
Microtus oregoni (creeping vole) is the source of this 1922-nucleotide messenger RNA. Its product is annotated as sialidase-4. Gene Ontology annotation, biological process: oligosaccharide catabolic process; ganglioside catabolic process. Gene Ontology annotation, cellular component: lysosome; cytoplasm; membrane. The coding region runs from base 313 to 1749 and encodes 478 amino acids. Gene Ontology annotation, molecular function: exo-alpha-sialidase activity. The transcript has 5 exons. NCBI's taxonomy places the organism in Eukaryota, Metazoa, Chordata, Mammalia, Rodentia, Cricetidae. The record is from RefSeq and is a predicted model, not a curated record.